Molossus molossus (Pallas's mastiff bat) is the source of this 4550-nucleotide messenger RNA. RefSeq names its product synaptopodin 2 like (gene SYNPO2L). The record is from RefSeq and is a predicted model, not a curated record. Bases 108 to 3041 code for a protein of 977 amino acids. Lineage: Eukaryota; Metazoa; Chordata; Mammalia; Chiroptera; Molossidae. The transcript has 4 exons. Gene Ontology annotation, cellular component: nucleus; actin cytoskeleton; Z disc. Gene Ontology annotation, molecular function: actin binding. Gene Ontology annotation, biological process: positive regulation of actin filament bundle assembly.
AGCAGCAGCAGGACAGCCAGACAGACAGGCCGGACGGGGUACCAGCACCUUGAUUUCUUUCCUUGGGACACUGUCCAAACUUCAAGGGCCAUAGGCCAACCUGAGCAAUGGGUGCUGAGAAGGAGGUGCUGGUCACACUGUCAGGGGGAGCCCCCUGGGGCUUCCGACUUCAGGGGGGGGCCGAGCAGAGGAAACCCUUACAGGUGUCCAAGAUCCGAAGACGGAGCCAAGCUGGCAGAGCAGGACUCCGAGAGAGAGACCAGCUGUUGGCCAUCAAUGGGGUCUCCUGCAUCAGUCUCUCUCAUGCCAGUGCCAUGAGCCUCAUCGAUGCCUCAGGGAAUCAACUUGUCCUCACUGUGCGGAGGGUAGAGGAUGAAGGGCCUUUGCGAUCUUCAUCCCCUGGUGAUCUUCAGGUGCUGUCACCCUUAUCUCCGCUGAGUCCUGAGCCCCCUGGUGCUCCAGUUCCCCAGCCUCUUCAGCCUGGAAGCCUCCUCUCACCCCCUGACAGUGAGGCUUACUACGGAGAAACAGACAGUGAUGCUGAUGGCCCUGCCACCCAGGAGAAGCCCCGCCGACCCCGCCGCCGUGGCCCCACAAGGCCCACCCCUCCAGGAGCCCCACCUGAUGAGGUCUACCUAUCUGACAGCCCUGCAGAGCCGGCACCUGCUGUCCCUGGUCCUUCCAACCAGGGUGACAGCCGUGUGAGCUCCCCAUCUUGGGAGAAUGGGGCAACCCUUAAGCCACCCCUGGCCGAGGCUCUGCUGUUGCCCCAUGGUCCCCUCCGGCCUGGCCCUCAUCUCAUCCCUAUGGUGGGGCCUGUUUCCCACCCAGUGGCAGAAGAUCUUACUACCACCUAUACCCAGAAGGCCAAGCAAGCCAAACUGCAACGGGCAGAGAGCCUUCAAGAGAAGAGUGUGAAGGAGGCCAAGACCAAAUGCCGGACGAUUGCAUCCCUGCUAACUGCAGCCCCCAACCCCCACUCCAAGGGGGUGCUUAUGUUUAAGAAAAGACGGCAGAGAGCCAAGAAAUACACCCUCGUGAGCUUUGGGUCUGCGGCUGGGACAGGCGCUGAGGAGGAAGACGGGGUCCCUCCAACGAGCGAAUCAGAGCUGGACGAAGAGGUCUUCUCCGACGCCCGCAGCCUCACCAACCAGUCCGACUGGGACAGCCCCUAUCUGGACAUGGAGCUGGCCAGACCGGGCUCAGGCGCAGCAGAGGGCCAGGGCUCGAGGUCGGGAGGGCAGCUGAGUGAGGCCUCGGGGAGAGGGGUCCAGCUCUUUGAACAGCAGCGCCAGCGCGCAGCCUCCAGCACCCAGAAGCUGGCCCAGGAUGGUCCAGCAGCCAUGCCCAUCGAGGGGGGCCUGCAGUCACCACCUCGGGCCCAGAGUGCUCCGCCGGAGACGGCAGUGCUCCCCCAGUCGCCAGGCCCUUUAGCCAGCCGCACACCCUUCCUCCCAGGCGGUGGGGCCCCUACCCCAGCUCCAAGCAUCUUUAACCGGUCAGCCAGGCCCUUUACCCCGGGCUUACAGGGGCAGCGGCCAGGUACCACCUCGGUUAUUUUCCGGCCCCUGGCCCCCAAGAGGGUGAAUGAAAGCGUGGGAGGCCUCAGCCCCGCCCCACCACCAUUCCAGUCCUCUCCUCAGGGGCCCACCCCUUUGCCCAGUUUCACCUCAGGGGUUCUCAGUCACCUGUCAGCCUCCAGUUCCCCCAGCACCCCACGCUCUUCAGGCCCCGUGACGGCCACCAGCUCCCUGUAUAUCCCAGCCCCCAAUCGUCCUGUUACGCCAGGCGGGGCCCCAGAGCCCCCCGCUCCCUCUAGCACAGCUGCCAUGACCUCCACCGCUUCUAUCUUCCUCUCGGCGCCUCUGCGACCCGCUGCGCGCUUAGAGGCGCCGGCCCCAGGCCCCGCGGCCCCCGAAGCCCCCAGCGCUCGGGAGCAGCGCAUCUCUGUGCCAGCUGCUCGCACUGGCAUCCUCCAGGAGGCCCGGCGUCGGGGGACCCGAAAGCAGAUGUUCCGGCCGGGGAACGAGGAGACGAAGAACUCGCCCAACCCCGAGCUGCUAUCGCUGGUGCAGAAUCUGGAUGAAAAACCCCGGUCCGGGGGUGCUGAAUCUGGUCCAGAAGAGGAUGCUCUGAGCCUCGGGGCUGAAGCCUGCAACUUCAUGCAGCCACCAGGGGGCAGGAGUUACAAGACCCCUCCUCACGUGACACCUAAAACCCCGCCUCCAAUGGCUCCCAAGACCCCGCCCCCUAUGACUCCUAAGACUCCACCCCCAGUGGCUCCUAAACCCCCAUCUCGAGGGUUCCCUGAUGGGCUAGUGAAUGGGGCAACCCCUUCUGCUGGAAUCCCUGAGCCACCAAGGCUUCAAGGCAGGGGUGGGGAACUAUUUGCCAAGCGGCAAAGCCGAGCAGAUAGGUACGUAGUGGAAGCUACACCUAAUCCUGGCGUUGUCCAUCAGCCCCGAAGCCCUUCUCCUACUCCCUCACUGCCCCCUUCCUGGAAAUAUUCACCCAACAUCCGUGCUCCGCCUCCUAUUGCUUACAACCCACUGCUCUCACCCUUUUUCCCCCAAGCUGCCCGAACUCUCCCUAAUAAGGCCCAAUCCCAGGGGCCGCGGGCAACCCCCAAGCAGGGCAUCAAGGCUCUGGAUUUCAUGCGGCACCAGCCUUACCAACUUAAAACUGCCAUGUUCUGUUUUGAUGAGGUUCCCCAGACUCCUGGCCCCACCCCCGCAGGGCCCCCCAAAACUGCGCGAAUCCAGGAGAUCCGUCGAUUUUCCACUCCAGUACCCCAGCCCACCGCAGAGCCCCUGGCCCCCACUGUGCUUGCCCCCCGAGCAGCCACUACAUUGGAUGAGCCCAUCUGGAGGGCGGAACUGGCCUCGGGCCCUGUCCUUAGCCCAGCCCCUCCUCCAGGAUCUCCCAGGGGUCUUGAAGCCUCCCCCAGCUCCUGUGGCUUCCAGGUAGCCAGGCCCCGGUUUUCAGCAACCAGAACGGGAUUGCAGGCUCAUGUGUGGAGGCCUGGGACAGGCCACCACUGAGAAGGGCACAGCUCCCAGGACCAAGGAGAGGUGGAACAUCCAGUUCCUAAAGUUGCUUCUCCUACCCAAUCCGCCCCUUCUCUCAAGUAUCUGGAAGCUAAAUUCCCUCCUGCCAGAAAUAAUUUUGGAGUUGGUAUCACCCUCCCCACACACACACUUCCCCACCCCACCCCCAGCUCCCAACCUCCCUGCUGCUUUCCAACCUGGUAUCUCUGCUUUGGUAUUUGUGCUUCUUUUUGUCUGUAGUCUCUUGCCUGGAUCUCUGUCUCUAUCUCUAGGUCUCUCCUCCCAUAUUUCCCUACUGGUCUUUAUUUCUCUUUGUUCUUUUCUUUGUGGGUCUCAUAACAGUCACUGAGAAGCUACACAGAGAAGCUACCACUGAGAGCUCAAGCAAGAAGGCAGCAAAGGAACUAAAUUGAUCCUUGUUUGCACUAAGUUACUCUCUACUUCUCACCUUUCCCAAACUUGGCUGGCAUAUACCUAGGCGUGUGCGUGUCUGUAUGUGUGUGCCAGUGUGUGUGCGUGUGCCAGUGUGUGUGCUUGUGCACAGAUGUGCUCUUCUGUCCGAGGCAAGAAUAAGAGAGAUCUAAAUAAAGACCCAAUGUGGGUCUCACCCUUGCGCUAAUGAAAGUAGGGUGAGAUAACCCCACAUGGAUAGUCUAGUGCGGAGAAAGAGAUUCACUAGAGUUAUAUACAGCAUAUUGUGAAAUUUAUGGAAUAUGAGAAGACUUGAAGGACCAAGGCAGUUUGUAUGGGCUGAGUUAUACCAGCUAGAUCAGAAAUCAAACUAAGAAUUCUAUUCCUCAGGAUUUCAGACACUUAGAAACUUGAGGGGUCCAUGCUGAUCAACAAGCACCCAAGAAAUGAACAAAAAGAAAAUUUUGCUCUAAGAAUGAACAAAGUAUUGGCUUUAUUUCCUCAUAAACCUAAGACAGAAAGAAAAGAGCCAUGGUAUGGAAAGUGAGGCAGAACCAGGAGCAGAGCAGAAAUGAAUGAAAUUGAUUGAGUCACAGAGGAGCAUGGUGAGAGAGAGUUAGAAUGCAGUGUUGGCAGAGAGUAAGGUUAGGUAACAAGAAACCAACUGUGUGCAAGAGGAGGUUUGAGGGAAAUGUGAUGGAGAAGAAUGUAUUUGUUAGAGUGAAGUGGAUGAUGGUGGGGGGAUGUGAGAAUAUAUGCUGAGUGUUGAGGGAAAAAACAGUUGAUAUCUGUGCUACCUCCUUUGAGUCUGUCUCUCUGUCUUCUGCAUCUUGUCCUGACUACCUGGGAAAGGGCAAGGAAACAUGCUUUUCAGUCCUACCCAUCCCUCAAUCCCAAGCUCCUGUUCCUUUCCAGCUUCCUUUCCAGCUUCAGGUCCUGAUCUCUCAUCCUAGAGGAGUGUAGACUCCCCUCUCACCAUGACUACCAAUGGUCACAUUUGCUGCUUGAUCUGGAAAUUGAUCAUUUCCUUUGCAUAUUGGGUGUGAGUCACAGUACUUCUGUUUGUGCACAAGAAUAAACUUAUACCCCACA